Mirounga angustirostris (Northern elephant seal) is the source of this 3333-nucleotide messenger RNA. RefSeq names its product adaptor protein, phosphotyrosine interacting with PH domain and leucine zipper 2 (gene APPL2). The coding region runs from base 155 to 2143 and encodes 662 amino acids. Gene Ontology annotation, molecular function: protein binding. The record is from RefSeq and is a predicted model, not a curated record. Gene Ontology annotation, cellular component: cytoplasm; endosome membrane. The transcript is spliced from 21 exons. NCBI's taxonomy places the organism in Eukaryota, Metazoa, Chordata, Mammalia, Carnivora, Phocidae. Gene Ontology annotation, biological process: signaling.
GCGGGCGGGCGGCUACGCGGGAGGCGGCCGCUGGCCUGGCGUGGGCGCGCGGGGCCGCGGCGGGCACGGACAGUCAGCCGCGUCGCUUCAGCCCGGAGCACCCUCGGCGGCCGCGCCUCCCGCCCUCCGUCCUUCUGCCCGGCCCCGCGCCACCAUGCCCGCCGUGGACAAGCUCCUGCUGGAGGAGGCGUUGCAGGACAGCCCCCAGACUCGCUCUUUACUGAGUGUAUUUGAGGAAGAUGCUGGUACCCUCACGGAUUAUACCAACCAGCUGCUCCAGGCAAUGCAGCGCGUCUACGGAGCCCAGAAUGAGAUGUGCCUGGCCACUCAGCAGCUUUCUAAGCAGCUGCUAGCAUAUGAAAAACAGAAUUUUGCUCUUGGCAAAGGCGACGAAGAAGUAAUUUCUACACUCCACUAUUUUUCCAAAGUGGUAGAUGAGCUUAAUGUUCUCCAUACAGAGCUGGCUAAACAGUUGGCAGACACAAUGGUUCUACCUAUUAUACAAUUUCGAGAAAAGGAUCUCACAGAGGUUAGCACUUUAAAGGAUCUUUUUGGACUCGCCAGUAAUGAGCAUGACCUCUCAAUGGCAAAAUAUAGCAGGCUUCCUAAAAAAAAGGAGAACGAGAAGGUGAAGACAGAUGUCGUGAAAGAGGUGGCAGCUGCACGGCGGAAACAGCACCUCUCUUCCCUUCAGUACUACUGUGCCCUCAACACGCUGCAGUACAGGAAGCGUGUGGCCAUGAUGGAGCCCAUGAUAGGCUUUGCCCACGGACAGAUUAACUUUUUUAAGAAGGGAGCAGAGAUGUUUUCCCAAAAUAUGAACAGCUUUUUAUCCUCAGUUGCGGACAUGGUCCAAAGCAUUCAGGUGGAACUAGAAGCCGAAGCAGAGAAGAUGCGGGUGUCCCAGCAAGAACUGCUCUCUGUUGAUGAGUCUGUUUACGCCCCGGACUCUGACGUGGCUGCACCACAGAUCAACAGGAACCUCAUCCAGAAGGCUGGUUACCUUAAUCUUAGAAGUAAAACAGGGCUGGUCACCACCACUUGGGAGAGGCUUUACUUCUUCACGCAAGGCGGGAACCUCAUGUGUCAGCUGCGGGGCGCCGUGGCCGGAGGCCUGAUCCAGGACCUGGACAACUGCUCGGUGAUGGCAGUGGAUUGUGAAGACCGACGAUACUGCUUCCAGAUCACCACGCCCAACGGGAAAUCGGGAAUAAUCCUCCAGGCAGAAAGCAGAAAGGAAAAUGAAGAGUGGAUAAGUGCCAUAAACAACAUCUCCAGACAGAUCUACCUGACUGACAACCCAGAGGCGGUCGCCAUCAAGUUGAAUCAGACGGCUCUCCAAGCAGUGACUCCCAUUACAAGUUUUGGAAAAAAGCAAGAAAGCUCAUGCCCCAGCCAGAACCUGAGAAAUUUAGAGCUGGAGAAUGACAAGAUUGUUCCCAAAGCAGCGGCCCGUGUCCCUGACGCCGAUGAGCUCAUUGCACCUGGAACACCUAUCCAGUUCGAUAUCGUCCUUCCUGCCACAGAAUUCCUGGAUCAGAACAGAGGGAGCAGGCGCAUCAACCCUUUUGGUGAGACUGAGGAUGAGACCUUUCCAGAAGCAGAAGAUUCCCUUUUGCAACAGAUGUUUAUAGUUCGGUUUCUGGGAUCGAUGGCAGUUAAAACAGACAGCACUACCGAAGUGAUUUAUGAAGCAAUGAGACAAGUGUUGGCUGCUCGGGCUAUUCACAACAUCUUCCGCACGACGGAAUCCCACCUACUGGUCACCAGCCAGACUCUGAGGUUGAUAGAUCCUCAGACUCAAGUAACAAGGGCCAAUUUUGAACUCACCAGCAUCACCCAGUUUGCUGCUCAUCAAGAGAACAAGAGACUGGUUGGCUUCGUGGUCCGCACACCAGAAUCCACAGGUGGAGAGGCUCUGAGCACAUACGUUUUUGAAAGCAACUCAGAAGGCGAAAAGAUAUGUUAUGCUAUUAAUUUGGGAAAAGAAAUCAUUGAAGUUCAGAAGGAUCCAGAAGCAUUGGCUCAGUUAAUGCUGUCCAUACCACUAACCAAUGAUGGAAAAUAUGUACUGUUAAACGAUCAACCAGAUGACAAUGAUGGAAGUCCAAGUGAAAAUAGAGGCGCAGAAUCUGAAGCAUAACUCUCUUGGGCCUUUGGGGGAAGAGCACCCAGGAAGGAGAGCUACCUCCUUAAGGGUUUUCAACUUCUCUGAUAUACAGGCCCAUGACCUGGUUUCAGAAUGCUGACAAUCGCUUGUGGAAUGUCCUCUGGAUGCCUUGAUACUGAGAGAUGGGAGGGAAACAGUAAGAAAUGGUUGACAACAUUCCUACCCAUCUACAAAUGUUAUUUUAGGUGCUUUGUGGUAAGUCUUUUUCUUAGAUUGUAUUGUUCAGCGCUCAGAAUGAAAGUUGAAGAAAAAAUGGAUUGUUCACUUUAUUCAAAUGUCAUCUCUUCAGUUUCCAAUAUCCUUUUUUAAAAACGGUAGAAACCUAGAUUUAUAAUUUGAUAAACACUAAAUAUUUCCUAUUAAUAUAAUCUAUUUUUGUAUUUUACUUCAUGAGCUUUAAGUGCCUGUCACUCUGAAAACUGUGUAUUUAUAAUCAAGCUUGUCUCACAAUUGGACUUAAUAGCAUUAAUUUGUGCAGUUAGGUGACAAGCCCUGCUUUGAGGCCUGAGCACUAGCAAAAAUGCAGUUUUGAGGGCGCCUGGGUGGCUCAGUUGGUUGAGCGACUGCCUUCGGCUCAGGUCAUGAUCCUGGAGUCCUGGGAUCGAGUCCCACAUCGGGCUCCCUGUACAUCAGGGAGUCUGCCUCUCUCUCUGACCCGCCCCCCUCUCAUGCUCUCUCUAUGUCAUUCUCUCUCUCAAAUAAAUAAAGAAAAUCUUUAAAAAAAAUAAUAAAUUAAAAAAAUAUGCAGCUUUGAUCAUUUUUCCAGACAUAUAAUAAAAAGACUAGCAGAUGAGUACCAACAAAAGAUGUUCAGUUUUACAUUGGAACCUUAAUGAACCAGCAUUCAGAAGUUUUUGGUCCUUUAGAUAUUUUUAGUGGUGGAUCACCAUGGACAGGGUGAAGCUCUACCAACUCCUGAUUCCUCUGAGCCAGACCCUCCUUAAGGAAUGGACCAGUUAAUUUUAAAACUCACUCGAAGCACAGCUGGCUGUGGGGCUUGGUACAAAGUUCCUAUUUCCACCCCUACCUCUUAAGAUAAGUAAAAUGAUCUUGAAUUGGCACAGUGUGUUUAACUAUAACCAAGUUCAACAGAGUAUCAUUGUCUUUGUAAUAAAUUAACCUAGCAGUAAAUGCCAGCAAAUAAAAACUAUCAUUCUGUUUCU